AUGUUUAAAACCUCAAAAUUGUUUGACGAUCUCCACUACCCUGCUACGGACUCACUCACCCCAAUCCGUGACUACAAAAACGAUUACUUCCACCGUGAUGACAAUAAACUACCGAAUGUCACAAGGUUUCCUGUCCUAAACAAUUCAACCAAAAUUAGCUCUCACUUAAAGGAUACCACAAACUUUUACGAAAACAUUAAGAGACCAGCAAGUUUAGAUCUUAGUGAAAUUGGAGAACCUCUCAAUAAAAAAUUAUACUCACCCUUAAAUUUAGACAGAUUUCAAAAAGUUGUGCAGUUAGAAACACCCACAAACGAAGGUACAACUGUUCCUUUACUUGAUAUUAUUCGAAGAUUGUACGAAUCAGAAUUAGAAUAUGCUGAAUUUCUCACAAUUGCCGAUUCUGCCUAUAGGAAGACUCUACAUGAAAUUACAACGUUUAGAGACAAACUCCUUAGAAAGGAUUCAAAUGAAGAAUUAUUAUUAUUUGGCAAUUUGGACACCAUUUCUUCGAUCAGUAUCAUUUUCUCGACAUCUCUGAAAAACCUGUUGUUAAAAAAUAAUAGUCAAGAAGCCUUAGAUAAUGAGACCUGGAGAACUAUCAAUACCUCAAUGGUAAACGGUAGUAUAUCUUCAAGCUUACUUAAUAUUGCGGAACCAUUCGAAAACAAUCUUCUAAGAAUUAAGUCCACAUAUCUGAAUUAUUCUGUCAUGAACGAAAAACGCUUAAACUUAUUCAAAAAAUUAAAGUCGGAUAAUAGUGAUCUAUUCAAUGCUUGGUAUGAAAGUUGUCUUAAAAUUGGAAAUCUUCAAAAGUUAGAAGAUAUUUUCAAAAGGCCAAUAAAUAGAGUGAAUGAGUGGAUAUUAAUCUUGAAUGACUUGAUUUCGGCGUCAAAAGAAGCCACACAUACGAGUAAUUAUGAAAGACUAAUAGAAACUAGAAACCGGUACAAGGAUUUCCAGAAGCAUAUUAGGGAACAGGCAGAUGAAUAUAAUGGGAAUACGAUGUAUAAUUUUAGCCUUACACCAAAUGAAAUAAUUCAAAGUUAUGAUAAUGCUAUCUGUUCACCAAAACAUGACCAACCUCAAGUAGUUGUAUACCCACCUUUGAAUGAUGCCAUUCCCUAUACAGAUAGUUUUGCAGCUAACACUUAUGGAAGUCUUCAGAGUCGUCGUUCUCUUUCCGUGGCAUCUACUUCAUCUAGUCACUACUCCAGUAAUAAUGGUUCAGUUGACUUAAAAGAUCAUUCAAAUAAAGAAAAUAUAUGCAAGGAUAGUGUUUUUCAACCGCCACAACUUACCUUGAAUGAUCAUAUCCAUAAAUUUAAGCAUAUCCAUAAGAAAUUGAAAAUACUCGUUGGACUAAUUGGAAAUCUUGAUUUCCACGCUGUUUUGGAUUUUAACUUAAGGCUUGGGAAAACUUGGAAAAAGAUGUUAGACUUUGACCAUCCACAUGACAGCCAUGAUACCAAAUAUUCACGAUAUAUGGACACUAUUCUCAAAUUAAAAGAACAGGAGACUAUCUUGAAAUUGACUGACUUAGAGACCACAGUGUUGCUCCCAUUGGCAAGAAUGGGGAAGUAUUGCGAAGUUGUAAAAUUGAGGUUGAAAGAUUUGAAAAGUUUAAAAAAAGAUUAUAUGAUUUAUUUACAGGAGAGGAAGACAAAAAUUCACGAUGUGAAAAGGGACGUUAUAGGAAAACAUUUUGAAAAUAUGCAAAGGCAAUUGACAGACGAGUUACCAAUAUUCAUUGAUCUUUUUCAUCGGAUCUUUGAGGUUGUUGUAAUUAACUAUAGCCAAGUUAUGUUAAAAUAUCUUGAAACAAUGAGUGGAGGAGAAGCUGAUCUCUCUCAGGAUGUUUCUUCGUUACAGAAAAAGAAUUUCGAUAUUUUGGAGGCCUUUUCAGAAUCACGUUAUAAUACCAAGAGAGCAAUAAGGGAAAAUUGGAGUUUCCCUGGCGACCCCAGUGGGAGUAGAGUAGUACGUAAACUAUUUGAAUUAUGA
Messenger RNA from Naumovozyma castellii, 2004 nucleotides. It is a transcript of the gene FUS2, whose product is annotated as Fus2p. The record is from RefSeq and is a predicted model, not a curated record. Bases 1 to 2004 code for a protein of 667 amino acids. NCBI's taxonomy places the organism in Eukaryota, Fungi, Ascomycota, Saccharomycetes, Saccharomycetales, Saccharomycetaceae. The transcript has a single exon.